AUGAGUGUCUAUGGCUACUGCCCUUCCCUCCCAGCCAACGUCGCCUUCGCUGCUUUAUUCACCCUUGGUACUGCCAUGCACGCCUACCUAGGAUUCAAGUGGAAGACACCGUGGUUUAUGUGGUGCUUGAUCCUGAGCUGCACUCAUGAAGUGGCCGGAUACGUGGCGCGUAUUCUCCUAUGGGUCAAUCCCUGGAGUUUUGGUGCUUUUAUCACCCAGAUCAUUGCUAUCACUCAGGCAUCCGUCUUCUACUGUGCGGCAAUCUAUGUCACUCUUGGCCAAAGCAUAGAACACUACGGCCCAGGACUCGCUCGCUUCCCCAACAAGUACUUUGCCUGGGUAUUUGUAUCAAUGGACGUCAUUUCUCCUAUUUUGCAAGGUACUGGAGGAGGUCUAUUAGCAUUAUCUUCAGGCGCCAGCCAGGUUGGAGUUGAAGUCGCCAUGGCGGGCCUGACUUUGCAGGUCAUCAUGCUGGUCGCUUUUAGCGUCCUGUUUGCAGACUACAUGUUUCGAUACCUUCGCUCCAAGACCACACGAAGUCUCCAAUCCAGAGACAAGUUAUUUUUUGAGUUCUUGGCUAUGGCCGUGUUGACGACCCUGGCUCGCUGCAUCUUUCGUUGCUAUGAGCUUAAGGAGGGCUGCUCGGAGGAGCUGAUUAAGCAUGAGGAUUUGUUCAUUGGAUUGGAAGGAGUGUUAAUUGUUAUUGCCGUCUUUUGCUUGUGCAUUGCUCAUCCUGGUUUCAUCUUCAACCGCACAGCGAAGGUAUACUAUUCAGUUGCGACUGGGGCAGCAGGUUCGGAUGACUCCGCCUAUCGAUCAAAGCUUUCCGAAUCUGUCAAGGAGCCUAUGCGGCAGUAUGAUACCUAUGGAGCAUCAGUAUUCUAUCUGCCAAUGUCAAGGUGGCAGAAGUCCUACAUGGAUCAGGCAAGUUGA
Fusarium sp. VM40 is the source of this 933-nucleotide messenger RNA. The record is from the annotation of a GenBank genome assembly. Lineage: Eukaryota; Fungi; Ascomycota; Sordariomycetes; Hypocreales; Nectriaceae.